Messenger RNA from Daphnia carinata, 1038 nucleotides. RefSeq names its product troponin C-like. Gene Ontology annotation, molecular function: calcium ion binding. The transcript is spliced from 7 exons. The record is from RefSeq and is a predicted model, not a curated record. NCBI's taxonomy places the organism in Eukaryota, Metazoa, Arthropoda, Branchiopoda, Diplostraca, Daphniidae. The coding region runs from base 141 to 590 and encodes 149 amino acids. Gene Ontology annotation, cellular component: myosin II complex.
CGUAUAAUUAACACUUACACAUUUGACGAGAUCGAUUAAAAACCUGGUCUCAUCUACGUCUUCCCAAUAGAAUUUCGACAUUCUUUGUCUAAUCACCCGAGUUUAAAGACACUUGGAAAGGAACACUAAACUCUUCAACUAUGGAUCCCGAAGAAGAGAGAAAACACAUGAUGCUGAAGGCUUUCCAGACGUUCGAUUCGGACAAGAAAGGCUACAUCGAAUCCAGUAAAGUGAGCACAAUUCUGCAGAUGAUGAAUUUGAAUUUCGACAAGGAAGAGCUGGCCAGGUCCCUCAUCGAACACGAUCCGAAAAAUUCAGGCAAGAUCAAUUUCGACGGAUUCGCUGCAAUUGCUUCCGACAUUCUGGAUGAAGAGGAUGAUGAAGCCAUGCAAAAGGAACUGAGGGACGCUUUCCGAUUGUACGAUAAAGAAGGAAACGGCUACAUCACAACUCAAACGCUAAAAGACAUUCUUGCUCAAAUUGACGACAAACUGACGAGUGACGAUUUGGAUGGAAUGAUUGAAGAAAUCGACAUUGACGGAACGGGCAGAAUUGACGUUGAAGGUUUCGUGAACAUGAUGUGCAGCUAGCGUGUCAUCACGCCGUCAUCUAGAAUAAACCAGCAGUUGAAGCUAUGUUUACUAUCUGGUGCUGCUGAGCGUGGAAAUGUUUGAUGUGUAAUCGUGGGAGGCGGUCAAACAAAUCAAGAUGCUUAAAAUCAUUCAUUCACCUACCAACUAACAUUAUCAUAUUCUCUGCUGCAUCUAUCACAAAGACCGUUGUCAACAAAUAAUGGGGAAAAUUUCAAAUCAUUUCAGAUUCUUAUCAAUUGUACAACAAUCGGAGAAUGUGCUGCUGUGUAGUUGGCAAUGUUAAAAAUAAUUUCACGUUCCGCAUCAUUGAUUUGUCGUUUGGUUAUAUGGAUCGAUUUAGGCUAUCAAUCGAGUGUAUAACGCCAAGUGUGCCAACAUGGGUAGAUUCAAACAAAAAACAAUUAUAAAAUACACGCUGCUGAUGUGCAGCACGCUUGUGCAAUAA